AUGCACUGCAGAGCUGAAAUCGGCUACUUAGUAGGAUACCGAGCAAGCAAUAUCUGGAAAGUCUGGUUCCCGCGUACGAAUAGCUACAAAUACGUUCGUGACGCAACUUUUAAUAAGAGCCUGAAUUACAGGAAGCAUCCCUCCGAGCCCCUAAAGAUCCGUACGGCCUACAACAUGGUUGGAAUAUAUUUCGCUGUUAUUGGAAACAACUGUGCCAUUCCAACUGUGUUGGCCUUCUUGUCAAACAAUGUUGUUGGCUCGAGCAAAAGGCAAAUUGCUGUUCCGCUUCAGACCAGCCUGGCCGCUAUUGGGGGAAUUUUUGGAUCACUGGUGUUUUGGGAGCAGGACUAUCCCGGAUAUCGCCCUGGGCUAUACGCUUCUAUUGCUUGCUUGGUGGUUUGCAUCCUAAUAACCCUGUUUAUCACUGCAUUCUUUCGCCGUGAGAACCAAGCCGCCGACAAAAAGGGGAAGAUAUUGGAAGGGCUUGAAGGCUAUCGCUACACGCUUUGA
Messenger RNA from Penicillium vulpinum, 510 nucleotides. Its product is annotated as Major facilitator superfamily domain general substrate transporter. The record is from RefSeq and is a predicted model, not a curated record. Lineage: Eukaryota; Fungi; Ascomycota; Eurotiomycetes; Eurotiales; Aspergillaceae. The transcript is spliced from 2 exons. Gene Ontology annotation, cellular component: membrane. The coding region runs from base 1 to 510 and encodes 169 amino acids. Gene Ontology annotation, molecular function: transmembrane transporter activity.